Messenger RNA from Hypoxylon trugodes, 1857 nucleotides. Its product is annotated as alpha/beta-hydrolase. The coding region runs from base 215 to 1159 and encodes 314 amino acids. The transcript has a single exon. The record is from RefSeq and is a predicted model, not a curated record. NCBI's taxonomy places the organism in Eukaryota, Fungi, Ascomycota, Sordariomycetes, Xylariales, Hypoxylaceae.
AGUCAUUUCCCCAUUAUGGGUACCGUGAAGGUUAUCACCAUAUCAAUCUCUGGGCUUUAAACUGCGGAUAAGAUAUUACGGACUCCUUUGAGAAAUGUUAGUUUAUAAAAGGAUAUGUUUGGAAUCUCGAAAAAAAAGAAGGCAGAUCAUUCGGGCUCACUCUCAUUAAAAUCCCAAACUAAAGCUCCCUUAACUAAACGAAAUAAAAUUCAAAAUGAGAUUCGGAUUAUUGCUGGCUUCCCUUCUUGGGUUCGAGGGAGGUCCUCUUGGGAUGGACAAAGCCCUCACAACACCUGAUGUUCCAGCUAAAUUCCUCGAGAAUGUUGCCUUCGUCGGCCAUUUUCCCUUAAUGGCUUCGCAAACCGAUCCACGAAUCUCUUACGCUCUCUAUGUGCCGAAGUCACACUAUAACCCGGACCCAUCUACCAAUUCAACCCUCGGAAAACUUCCCCUACUUGUAUAUGUCCAUGCAACUGGCCGAAGUAUUGUCGCCAUUUACGACGAACUCGUACCUUUCGCCGACUCAACUCCCUGUGCUAUACUCGCCCCCUUAUUUCCCGCCGGCAUUGAUGGUCCUAACGAUGUCGACUCAUAUAAGUCAUUAAGUUCCUCAUCGCUCCGCUCAGACCUAGGGCUAUUGUCAGUCAUAGAUCAAGUCGCGUACCGAUGGCCAGGCCUUGAAACCGAUAAGGUGUUCCUGAUGGGAUUUUCAGGAGGCGGUCAAUUUGCCCAACGCUUCCUGUAUCUUUACCCCGAACGCCUUUCCGCCAUCAGCGUGGGAGCACCUGGGAUUCCCACCUUCUUGGACGAGAGCAAGGAUUGGCCCGAAGGUAUCGCUGAUGUUAAAGAUGUGUUCAAUAAGACGGUCGAUACAAACCUCAUUGGCGGCUUACCUAUCCAGAUCAUCGUCGGUAACAAGGAUACCGAGCUUGAUGGCGACGAAGAGUUUCAGGAGUGGAAGAAAGAAAAAUUAGGUGGUGAUGGGUUACCAGCUAUGAAUGAGACUCGACUUGAGUCGGCGCAGAAGCUUCAUGACUCUUUGACACAAGCGGGUAUUCAAUCCCAGUUGGAUAUCGUCGAUGGCGUCGGUCAUAAUGAGAAGGGCGUUCGAGAGACCGUCUUAAAUUUCUUGAAGCCUUGGAUUCAGAAAGCCAACUAGGGCAUGGCGGAAGGGAGACACUCGUCCAAAUAUUAGGACGGUGUAGCUCAGGGGGUGAACGGAAGUCACUCAUUAGAACUCUUAUUCCAACUCGGCACGUUUAUUACUUUAUACAUAGUUAAUUAUAUCAUGGGUGUUACUCACAGCAUGUGAUGCUCUCUUUUCCAUUGUCGCAUAUUGGGAUAUCAUGAAAUCUCAAUUUCUCGAUGUCUUUUCCUGGCCAAAGAAAAUAAUCGUAUUUAAUUUACUCCCAUAUUAAGACUAUACACUUGAAGUAUGCUAAAAUUCAACUCCGAUUUUAGAAAAGGGGUAAGAAGUUAGUAUCUUGCGAGAAUUUUGUCGGUCUCGUACUCAAAGAGCCAAGUGCGUUGGUGAGCCCCGGAAACACACGUUUCCACCACGCGGCUCUGCAUGUCUUCCUUAUUCACCGAAGAAGGAUCAACCGGUGUGUCACAUCCUUCCGGCCGAUCAAUGAAAUCUAUGGAUUCGGAGAAUAUGUCGAUGUUAUGACGUACGAGUUGUUAGUCGUAUAACGAUACACCACACUAGGGGGAUGAAACACCUCAGCUACCUACCAAAAAGGGGAUACAUGUCCAUGGAACGUACCAUAUCCUCCGUGCUGCCCCUUCGCUAGUUCUGUUGAUACCUUACCUAAGGCACCCACCUUGAUGGUUUCACCAAUCUCUACACUCCGCCUU